Molecule: messenger RNA, 4406 nt
Organism: Mugil cephalus (flathead mullet)
Lineage: Eukaryota; Metazoa; Chordata; Actinopteri; Mugiliformes; Mugilidae
Gene: kcnj2a
Product: potassium inwardly rectifying channel subfamily J member 2a
Exons: 2
Coding region: 1578-2861 (427 amino acids)
Biological process (GO): potassium ion import across plasma membrane; regulation of monoatomic ion transmembrane transport
Cellular component (GO): plasma membrane
Molecular function (GO): inward rectifier potassium channel activity
Source: RefSeq, a predicted model, not a curated record
GUGUGUGUGUCAGAUCCAGACCCCAGCUCUCCACCUUGUGGUCCGGCUGCAUGCGUCGCUCUCUUUAUUGCUGGAAAUUGGGCAUGGAAAACAAACACACACAACCAGCACAGUUCACUGACACAGGUGGUCGGGGCUAAAUAUAUGUGCUGCUAUAAAUAACCCAAACUAAAAAUAUACAAAAAAAGAAAAAAGAAAAAGGAGGGAAAAAAAAGAAAGAAAGAAAGAAAGAAAGAAAGGAGACUGGAGGAGGAGAAGAAAAAGAAACCUGUGGAAAACAUGUAGCUGGGGGGUUAAUGUUUAUCAUGAAUAAGUGAGCAGGAAGAAUGAUUUAGUCAGUGGCUUUAAGACAACGCGGCCACGGCCUGACCUAAAAUUAUAGGGCCGCAGAUGCAUAGUCUAAACAUCCGAAGCAACUCGAUAGCUCAGUGGAGAAAGACAGUCAUAUCAUAAUACAGGCAUGUAGGCCUUUAUUGAGUGAGUCAUUCUUUCCGACAGAACACAUUUUCCAUACCCACAUUAGAAAAAAAAAAAAAAAAAAGAAGAAUAAGAUCUAUGAAAACAACGGACAUCACUGAAAUGGGGACGGCGGCCAGUUGGGUUGUCAACAGCAGGUGGGACCGGGCUGAGGUUUUGCAGCAUUUUCUGCAUCAUUAGAGAUUAAAUGUGGGUCUGAGGAGGUGAAAUCAACUAAUUAGGAUUCCUGGGGUUUCAUUUUUAUCUAAAUUGGAGGGUAAUUUGAACUUUUUGCAGACCUAAACCACAUUUCACGCACUUUGUUCCAGCCAUAUGUUUGUUAUAAAUGCAUCAUGUGAGGAUAUUAAAGACAUAAUCGCUUUAAAGGUUUAGUUUUCUGCUCGUGUUUCAGGCUUUAGCUCCAAAAAAGUCUGUCAAAGUGUCAAAGUCUUCUCCGUUAACCUCCACCACGCUCAUACAAACACACACAUAUAUAACAAAACUAAAGAAAAAAAAAAGAAAAGAAGGACACAAAAGCUUUAAUUGCGCCUGCUUCUCAGUGCGCGCUCCCUUUUCCUCUCCCCCCACUCAUUGGCCGGGCGCGCAGCCGAGGGCGGGUCCGUGCCGGUGCGUGAGGUUUAAAACGCUCCGGGGGAACUCACUGCGAAGCACAUUUACCCGACACCGGUCCUCCGGAGACAUGAGGGGAGUCUCGCACUUCACCUUGUUCAAGCCAAAAAAGUAACAGAAAAUAAUAAAUAUAAAACAAGCGCCUCUGGAGGACAGCAGCUGAGGAUAAAAACUAAAAGAAAAAGAGAAAAAAAAAAAAAAACUAAAAGCAAACCCCUGGAUUAUUUUCCUCCAAGCUGAUUUCAACCGGUCCACAAAUGAGAAACAGAUGACGUUGAUGAGGUCCAGUCGCCUGAUGAGAGAGGAGUGACCACUUCAUCCUCCUCUUGUUUCACUCCAUCUAGGGCCCAGCGAGGCCCGCCUCGUUUUGUCACCAUUUCCUCUCCGAGCUGGUCCCCAGAAGUGUUUCAAAACUGUUUCUCCAACGCUUCUUCCAGAAACUCAGACUGUUUUCCAAAGCAGAAGCAGCACAGCCCUCCCAGACUGAGGUGAUGGGAAGCGUGCGAGCCAGCCGCUACAGCAUUGUGUCAUCAGAGGAGGACGGCAUGAAGCUCGCCACCAUGGCAGUGCCCAACGGCUACGGCAGCGGCAAAGGCAAAGUGCACACGAGGCACCAGCCGCAGAGCAGGUUCGUGAAGAAGGACGGCCACUGCAACGUGCAGUUCAUCAACGUGAGCGAGAAGGGCCAGCGGUACCUGGCCGACAUCUUCACCACGUGCGUGGACAUCCGCUGGAGGUGGAUGUUCGUCAUCUUCUGCCUCGCCUUCCUCCUGUCGUGGCUCUUCUUCGGCUGCGUCUUCUGGCUGGUGGCCAUCUUCCACGGGGACUUGGAGAGCGACGGCCAGAAGUGCGUCUCCAACGUGAGCAGCUUCACCGCCGCCUUCCUGUUCUCCAUCGAGACGCAAACCACCAUCGGCUACGGCUACAGAUACGUGACGGACGAGUGCCCGGUCGCCGUCUUCAUGGUGGUUUUCCAGAGCAUCAUCGGCUGCAUCAUCGACGCCUUCAUCAUCGGCGCCGUCAUGGCGAAAAUGGCCAAGCCCAAGAAAAGGAACGAGACUCUGGUUUUCAGCCACAACGCCACGGUGGCCAUGAGGGACAACAAGCUCUGCCUGAUGUGGCGCGUGGGCAACUUGAGGAAGAGCCACCUGGUGGAGGCGCACGUUCGGGCUCAGCUCCUCAAAUCCAGAACGACGGCCGAGGGGGAGUACAUCCCCCUGGACCAGAUGGACAUAGACGUGGGCUUCGACAGCGGCGUCGACCGCAUCUUCCUGGUCUCCCCGAUCACCAUCGUCCACGAGAUCGACGAGGACAGCCCCUUCUACGACAUGAGCAAGCAGGACCUGGAGACCUCCGACUUUGAGAUCGUGGUGAUCCUGGAGGGGAUGGUGGAGGCGACGGCGAUGACCACGCAGUGCCGCAGCUCGUACGUCGCCGGCGAGAUCCUCUGGGGCCACCGCUUCGAGCCCGUGCUCUUCGAGGAGAAGAGCUACUACAAGGUGGACUACUCCCGCUUCCACAAGACGUACGAGGUGCCGAGCACUCCCCUGUGCAGCGCUCGGGACCUCGCCGAGAAAAAGUACAUCCUCUCCAACUCCAACUCCUUCUGCUACGAGAACGAGAUGGCGCUGGAGAACAAGGAGGACACGGACGAGGGGAACGGGGGCAGCGUGGGGCCCGACGGCACGCAGACGGACAACAUCUCAGAGACCGAGCACAGCCAGGCCACGGUGCCGCUCGAGCCCCGGCCUCUGAGGCGAGAGUCCGAGAUAUGACUGUCCACGCCUCACGCGUGAGAGCGUUUCUGAAAACAAAAAUCACCUCUCUGCUCCGGAAGGCUCAAAGACGCCGAGCUGGGCCUCGAGCAGAGGACAAGCCGAACGGUACUGAUGCUGCUGCUGCGGCGGCGGGAGUCCGUCUGAACUCUGACCGCACACAGCACGACAAAACACAGCACUACGAAGCAUGUGCAUAUUGCAGAAUGAAUUCUCCACAAAGUCCCCGUGAAUGUGGGCUCAGCGUCUGGCGGCUGCAAAGAGGAGGACGUUAAACCUGCAGCAGGCAUGUCUCCGUCGCUCUGUCCAGCAAGAACCUCACGAGUUUUUCUUUAAUGCUGCUAGAAAAUAGAGGAAGUUACACGAAAGAGAAAAAGUAAAAGGUUUCGUUUUGAGCAGAGCGCCAAAGAGCAAAGGAAGUCUGGAACAAAGAAGGUACAAGUAUUUGUUCAUGAGCUGGCCUCAUUGCAGACAGUGAGAGAAGUGUCUUUACGCAAUAAACUGACUGUUGAGAGCUGGUCAGACUGAUAGAAACAUGCCUGCCCCACAGAUCAGAUCAGAUCAGAUCAGAUCAGGGUUAGACGGAGAGCCCUUAAUUUAAACUGAGACCUGAGGGGUGAGGGGGGUGGGAUGGGGUGGGGGGGUCCGAAUGUUCUUAAAAAAAAAAAAAGUGCUGCUAAGAUGUUGCUUCUUUUUCUUUUUACGGUUGAUAAAAAAUGCCAAAGAGUAUUAUUAUCAUGUUUCUCCUUAAAUAAAAUAAAAAAAUAAAAUAAAAAAAAAGAACUCCUGAUUAGAUUUGGUACAGAGAAGACAGUAGAGCAUUUAGGGAGUUUUAAUACAGUUUGUUUUUGAAGAACGUGUGUAUAGUUUUAAUUUUUAUAUAUAUUUAGUUUUUUUUUUUGUUUUCUCUUCUCGAGCCACUUCAUCAAAUCUGGACAAUCAAACACACGAGGACGUUUAAAUUAACUUAAUGACAUGUUCUGUAGUGUUUGCUGAACUAAAAUAAAAAAAAAGAAAAAUAGAAAAAAAAACUAUAAUCAAAGGGCCAAUGAUGUUUCUUUUUAAGGCGAAUAAAAGAGACGAUUCGCUUUGAAAAGGUUUUAAGAAUACGACUCGUGCUGCCUUCGUCGCUAUCAACACUACUUGAGUUUUCAUUCUCUGUCACUUUACUGGAGAAUGUAAGACGAGAAAGAAAAAGGAAGGAAGGAAGGAAGCCUCGUUCAAAGCCAGACGUACUGUAACCGUGGCACGUGAAGGUGUACUGCACAUCAAUUUUAAAUUUAUAUCCUUUUAUUAUUAUGUUUUUUGUUUUUAUAAAAAAAAAAGACGGAAAGCCGCUCGGCUCCAUAGAAACUACAUGUGUAAAUACCUCCCUCCCUGCUGCAGUUAUUUUGUAUCAGUCUUCCAAAUGUACUGCAAAACCACAGAAUGUACAGAGUUUGUUUGUUUUUGUUUUUUUGUAUUAAUAUUAUUAUUGUUAUUAUUAUUGUACAUGAUAUUAUAUUGUUCUUUUUUCAAUAAAAUGUCCGUGGACGAUCAGAACCA